AUGUUUGGAAGUAAUACCCGGGGUCAGCUAGGACUGGGGUCAAAGAGCAACGUCAACAUCAACAAGCCCACUGCUGUGAAAGGUCAGUCCAUCAUGUACAAGGAUUAUGUUCGACACACAUUUUGUGAAAGUUUUGCAAAGUUUUGUAACGUUAAAACAUGUUUGUUUUUUCUUUAGUGUUGAAGUCUGAAAAAGUGAAGUUUGCAGCAUGUGGGGGAGACCACACAACAGUGUGCACAUGUAAGAGAAUCAUGUUAUUUUACUCUGCAUUACUAUAGAAGAUGUUAUGAAUAUGUGCCGUUACAAUGACUUAUGAGGCUUUCGCCCAUGUUUCUCAGGGAGUGGGCGGGUUUAUGGUGCUGGCAGUAACCAGGAGGGGCAGCUUGGUUUGGGACACUGUGAUGACACAAAUACCUUCCACCUGAUUCAUCCCUUCUCUGACCACACACCAAUCAAAAUGCUCGCUGCUGGCUGCAACACCUCAGCUGCUCUGACAGGUAAGGAUGAUUACAGACAGACUGACAGACUGCCUGUCUACUGUGUGCCUGUCUACUGUGUGUGUGUUUGUCGGUCUGUCUGUCGGUCAGUCUAGCUUCUCUGUCAGUAUGUGUGCUGUGUUGUAUGUGUGUUGGCAGAGGAUGGCAGGCUGUUCAUGUGGGGUGAUAACUCGGUUGGCCAGAUCGGUCUGGGGGCCGAGAGCUACACCUCAGAGCCUAGAGAGGUGAUGGUGGGGCAGCCAGUGGCCUGGGUGUCCUGUGGAUACUACCAUUCAGCGUUCGUCACAGGUAACACACACAUGGUUAUUUUAAAUUGGGGAGCUAAACCUUAUGCAUACCAUUAACCUGUUGUCAUAUAGUAAUUUGGCUGGGUUAUUGUGGUUGGUUUGGGCUUGUUCCAGUGGACGGGGACCUCUACACAUUUGGGGAGAGCGGGAACGGAAGGCUGGGUCUAUUCCCUGACCAGCUGGCCAAUCACAGAGUCCCUCAGCAGGUGGAAGGCAUCCAGGACCCGGUCAUCCAAGUGUCCUGUGGAGGGGAGCACACAGUGGCACUCACAAGUAAAUACCUCUGGGAAAUACUAUUACUAUUAAUACUAACUCAUAGAUACAGUACUGUUAAUAAAAUAACAGUACAGACACAAAUCAUUUCCAGUUGGUAACUGUCUCCCUCUCUCUCUCUCUCUCUCUCGCUCUCUCUUCCUCUCCGUGUUCCAGAGGAGGAUGUGUACACAUUUGGGCGGGGUCAGCAUGGGCAGCUGGGCCACGGGACCUUCCUGUUCGAAGCACCUCUGCCCAAAGCACUGGACCACUUCCGGAAUGGCAGAGUCAGUCACGUAACCUGUGGAGAGAAUCACACCGCUGUGAUAACAGGCAAGCUUCUAUUCUACUCUAAUCUAUUCUACUAAGUAUACACUGUUGAAUAGAAGUUGUCAUUCAGACAUUUGAAACCUGAGCAUGUUCCAUUGAGACCCCAUGUCUCUCCCUCCAGACAGUGGGAUUCUGUACACCUUUGGGGACGGUCGCCAUGGUAAACUAGGACUGGGGGAAGAGAACUUCACCAACCAGUUCAGACCAACACUGUGCCCACGAUUCCUCAAAUACAGCGUCCAGUCAGUGAGUCAAGUUGUGUGUGAGUGUCUGUUUGUGUGUGUGUGUGUGUGUGUGUGUGUGUGUGUGUGUGUUUGUGCAUGUGCUAAUACUGUGCAUGUGUGUUCAGGUGGCAGGUGGCAGCUCUCACAUGCUCGUGUUGGCUAUGCCCAGACCCCAUGAGGUUGAGGAAGUGGUGAUAGAGGAGGAUGAUGUCACAGAGACCAUUCUGGAAGCUCUGGAGACCUACACUGAGCUGCUCUUGAUGGAUCCCUCCCUUCUGAUGCCCACCCCACCGACCGCACCUCCUCUCUGGACCCUGUCUGCUAGGGCCCGCCGCAGGGAGAGGGUGAGCACUGAGCCAAAACAUCAGAAAGUUCCAGAAAGGACAACCGGAGUGUUGCUUACAAGGAGUGACAGAGUUGUGGUGUUUGGUUGCCUUCACUAGGGAGCAAUGUUGCCUCACAUUUCUGCAGAGAUACUGUAUAUAAUGAUGAGAUGGUCUACACCCAGCAAUGGAAGACGUUGUCGCAAAGGCGGAAAGGCAGGCGGGAGGAGGCGAGAUCAGGAGGGAACAUUCUAGCCAAUGAGAGGGCAGAUAUGCGGAAAGGCAGGCGGGAGGAGGCGAGAUCAGGAGGGAACAUUCUAGCCAAUGAGAGGCUACAACUCCGAUAUAAAAUCAUUUUUCUCAAAGUUGCCGAGAUGCCAUGUUCGGCCACUUAUAAAAGUACAUUCGUAACAACCUAAACAUUACGAAACUUCUAUUCGAUCAGAUAAGCCUCACUUAGCAAAUUAACAAUCAAAUUUUUUUGUUGACCAAAUCUGACACGUUCUCUUAGGCCUCCAUACGGAAAAUCCCCACUUGGUUUGCUUAUUGCUGUAUUCUCGCGUGGACAGAUUUUGACUGGAGUGGAGCCUCUCGCUUCGCCUCUUCCUCUCUGGUAAUGGUCAUGUGCAGUUGCCUACUUUAUGUGUACCAGUCUCAAUCACUACUCUUUAGGACUAAUAUGGCCUGAGAGAGCAACUGAGCCCUUAUGUAGCCAUUAUUUAGUACUGAACAAAAAUAUAAACGCAACAUGUAAAGUAUUGGUAACGUUUCAUGAGCUGAAAUAAAAGAUCCCAGAAAUGUUCCAUGCGCACUAAAAGCUUAUUUCUCUCACAUUUUGUGCACAAAUGUAUCUACAUCCCUGUUAGUGAGCAUUUCUCCUUUGCCAAGAUAAUCCAUCCACCUGACAGGUGUGGCAUAUCAAGAAGCUGAUUAACAGCAUGAUCAUUACACAGUUGCACCUUGUGCUGGAGACAAUAAAAAGCCACUAAAAUUUGCAGUUUUGUCACACAACACAAUGCCACAGAUGUCUCUAGUUUUGAGGGAGCGUGGAAUUGGCAUGCUGAAUGCAGGAAUGUCCACCAGAGCUAUUGCCAGAGAAUUGAAUGUUCAUUUCUCUACCAUAAGCCACCUCCUACGUCGUUUUAGAGACUUUGGCAGUACAUCCAACCGGCCUCACAACCGCAGACCACGUGUAACCACGCCAGGUCCUCCACAUCUGGCUUCUUCACCUGCUGGAUCCUCUGAGACCAGCCACCCAGACAGCUGAUGAAACGGAGGAGUAUUUCUGUCUGUAAUAAAGCCCUUUUGUGGGGAAAAACUAAUUCUGAUUGGCUGGGCCUGGCUCCCCAGUGGGUGUGCCUGGCUCCUAAGUGGGUGGGCCUAUGCCCUCCCAGGCCCACCCAUGGCUGCGCACCUGCCAAGUCAUGUGAAAUCUAUAGAUUAGGCCCUAAUACAUUUAUUUCAAUUGACUGAUUUCCUUAUACGAACUGUAACUCAGUAAAGUCGUUGAAAUUGUUGCAUGUUCCGUUUAUAUAUUUUUUCAACUUUUCUGUGUGGUGAGUUUCAGGAGUGUUCUCCCGAUCAGUUUGGCCAGAUGUUCCGUAACCUUCCUCCUCUGAUGUCUGGCUUCUUCAACACCUCCCUUCCCGUGUCAAGAAACAUCCGCAUCUCCAGAACACCAUCUAAAGACCCCUCCACCUCCUCACUGUCCUCCAAUCCCUCCUCAAACAACGCCCCCAGUCCCUCUCGGUCACUCAAACCCAGAGGCAAACCCCCUUUAACACCAUCACGGUCACCCAAAUUCACAUUCCCAGACCCUCCCAGCCCUUCACUCUCCUCCAAGUCCAGCCCUAAGAAGAAGCCCACCCCGUCAAAAUCACCAAAAUCCACGUCUAAAGAACCCAUUAGCCCCUCACGGUCCUUCAAAUCCAUGCCUAAACUCAUCCCCGCCCCCACACUGACCCCUAAAACCCCCUUUAAAAAGCCCACAGAUGACAACCAAUCCCCCAAAACGCUGUCUAAGUGGCACCCCAGCCCUUCUCGGAGUCCCACCCCACCACAGACAGGUAUAUUAGCUGAAUCCUACAAUGCUAUCUUUCCUUUUCGCAAAACUAUUCUAUGACCUAUCCCAGUGCAGCCAUGUUCUCUGUGUGUUUUACAGAGAGGACCGAGGACACAGUGACAGAAGCCCCUGACAGCCUGAUGCUCAUUGAGAAUAUGGAGGAUGAAAAGGACACGUUGUUAAACCUGGUGAGUACAGUGGCUUUAUUAUAAAAUAUUAUGUGUACUACUGUGCCUUCAGAAUGUAGUCAUACCCCUUGACUUAUUACACAUUUUGUUGUGUUACAGCCUGAAUUCAAAAUGGAUUAAAUAUAUUUUUUUCUCACCCAUCUACACACAAUACCCCAUAAUGACAAACUGAAAACAUGUUUUCAGAACUUUUAGCAAAUUUUUUGAAAAUUAAAUACAGAAAUAUCUCAUUUACAUCAGUAUUUAUACCCCUGAGUCAAUACAUGUUAGAAUCACCUUUGGCAGUGAUUACAGCUGUGAGUCUUUCUGGGUAAGUCUCUAAGAGCGUUGCACACCUGGAUUGUACAAUAUUUGCACAAUAUUCUUUGAAAAAUUCUUCAAGCUCUGUCAAGUUGGUUAUUGAUCAUUGCUAGACAGACAUUUUGAAGUCUUGCCAUAGAUUUUCAAGACGAUUUAAGUCAAAACUGUAACUAGGCCACUCAGGAACAUUCAAUGUCAUCUUGGUAAGCAAUUCCAGUGUAUAUUUGGCCUUGUGUUUUAGGUUAUUGACCUGCUGAAAGGUGAAUGUGUCUCCCAGUGUCUGUUGGAAAGCAGACUGAACUAGGUUUUCCUCUAGGAUUUUGCCUGUGCUUAGCUCUAUUCCGUUACUUUUUAUCCUAAAGAACUCCCUAGUCCUUGCCGAUGACAAGGAUACCCAUAACAUGAUACAGACACCAUGCUUGAAAAUAUGAAGAGUGGUACUCAGUGAUGUGUUGUUGGAUUUGCCCAAAACAUAACGCUUUGUAUUCAGAACAUAAAGUUAAUUUGUUUGCCACAUUUUUUGCAGUUUUACAUUAGUGCCUUAUUGCAAACAGGAUGCAUGUUUUGGAAUAUUUUUAUUCUGUACAGGCUUCCUUCCUUUCACUCGGUCAUUUAGGUUGGUAUUGUGGAGUAACUACAAUGUUGUUGAUCCAUCCUCAGUUUUCUCCUAUCACAGCCAUUAAACUCUGUAACUGUUUUAAAGUCACCAUUGGCCUGAUGGUGAAAUCCAUGAGCGGUUUCCUUCCUCUCCGGCAACAGAGUUAGGAAGGACGCCUGUAUCUUUAUAGUGACUGGGUGUAUUGAUACACCAUCCAAAAUGUAAUUAAUAACUUCACCAUGUUCAAAGGAAUAUUCAAUCUACCAAUCAGUGCCCUUAGCGAGGCAUUGGAAAACCUCCCUGGUCUUUGCUGUGUUUGAAAUUCAGUGCUCGACUGAGGGACCUUACAGAUAAUGUUACGUAUAGGCCAGGAGUCAGAAAGCAGGUGCAGAAGGUGAGAGACAAUCAAUAACACCUAAGGACUGAUGAACACAGAGGGCUAAAUAAAGGCGAAGUAAUCAGGGAAGUGAGAAGUCCAGGUGUGCCUAAUGAUGAAGCGCAGGUGUGCGUGAUGAAGGUUGCCAGGUGUGCGUAAUGAUGGGUUGCCAGGACCGGUGGUUAGUAAACCGGCAACGUUGAGCGCUGGAGCGGUGGAGCGGGAGUAGACGUGACAGAUAAUCGUAUGUGUGGGGUACAGAGAUGAGGUAGUCAUUCAAAGAUCAUGUUAAAUACUGUUAUGGCACACAGAGUCCAUGCAACUUAUUAUGUGACUUGUUAAACACAUUUUUACUCCUGAACUUAUUUAGGCUUGCCAUAACAAAGGGGUUGAAUAGUUAUUGUCUCAAGACAUUUCAGCUUUUGUCAACAUUUCUAAAAACAUAAUUCCACUUUGACACUAUGAGAUAUUGUGUGAAGGCCAGUGACACAACAUCUCAAUUUCAUCCAUUUUAAAUUCAGGCUGUAACACAACAAAAUGUGGAAGAAGUCGAGGGGUGUGAAUAAUUUCUGAAGGCACUGUAUGUGUUAUGUGUAGGUUUGUUUGCUGUCUUGCUAUGGUCUGAGGUAUGUGAGCUCCAUGUCUUUGGCCUGGGAUCAUAAAGGCUCAUUACUUUGGUCAAGGGCUGUAAAGUUACAGUAACUUUCCCUAAAAUAUCAGGUUUUCUAGAAAUCUUGGUUGGAGGAUUCCGGAUUCGUGCUUAUUCAAAUCAAAUCACAAUUUAUUUGUCACAUGCACCGAAUACAACAGGUGUAGACCUUACCGUGAAAUGCUAAUUUACAAGCCCUUAACCAACAAUGCAGUUCAAGAAAUGGAGUUAAGAAAUUAUUUACCAAAUAAACUCAAGUAAAAAAUAAAAAGUAACACAAUAAAAUACCAAUAAUGAGGCUAUAUACAGGGGGUACCGGUACCGAGUCAAUGUGCAGGGGUACAGGUUAGUUGAGGUAAUUUGUACAUGUAGGUAAGGGUAGAGUGACUAUGCAUAGAUAAUAAACAGCGAGUAGCUGUUAAGGAUCCUUUUGGACCUAGACUUGGCGCUCCAGGACCGCUUGCGUCUUUGACCAUUUUUUGGGCCUUCGUCUGACACCGCCUAGUAUAUAGGUCCUGGGAUGGCAGGAAGCUUGGCCCUAGUGAUCAGUGAUGUUCUGGGCUGUACGCACUACCAUCUGUAGUGCCUUACGGUCAGAUGCCGAGCAGUUGCCAUACCAGGCGGUGAUGCAACCGGUCAGGAUGCUCUCGAUAGUGCAGCUGUAGAACUCUUUGAGGAUCUGGGGACCCGUCCCAAAUCUUUUCAGUCUCCUGAGGGGGAAAAGGCGUUGUCGUGCCCUCUUCAUGACUGUCUUGGUGUGUUUGGACCAUGAUAGUUUGUUGGUGAUGUGGACACCAAGGAACUUGAAACUCUCAACCCGCUCCACUACAGCCCCGUCGAUGUGAAUGGGAGCGUGUUCGGCCCUCCUUUUCAUGUGGUCCACGAUCAUCUCCUUUGUCUUACUCACGUUGAAGGAGAGGUUGUUGUCCUGGCACCACACUGCCAGGUCUCUGACCUCUUCCCUAUAGGCUGUCUCAUCGUUGUCGGUGAUCAGGCCUGCCACCGUUGUGUCAUCAGCAAACUUAAUGAUGGUGUUGGAGUCGUGCUUGGCCAGGCAGUCGUGGGUGAACAGGGAGUGUGUGAGAUUAGGCAUAGGGGCGCAUUUUCCAUUUGGUGGAACACUGGGGGUGAAAUCUGAAACCAUUCAUUUUAAUUGCGCUUGGUUUGGGGUCUCUCCAUCUGUCUCUGCGUCUGUCUCGCUCAUUUGCUUUUCCAAGGAAACAUGUAAUAAAUCUCCUGUUGCAGCUUCAGUGCUACAGAUGCCAAUAAACAAAUGGGUUUCAGCUUAACCCCUGUCCCUGCCGCCAUCCUUCCCAUCAACAUACACACACAGCACUUCCUGGCUCCGUAG
Messenger RNA from Coregonus sp. 'balchen', 7437 nucleotides. The record is from the annotation of a GenBank genome assembly. Lineage: Eukaryota; Metazoa; Chordata; Actinopteri; Salmoniformes; Salmonidae.